Paraglomus occultum is the source of this 150-nucleotide messenger RNA. The record is from the annotation of a GenBank genome assembly. Lineage: Eukaryota; Fungi; Glomeromycota; Glomeromycetes; Paraglomerales; Paraglomeraceae.
AUGCUAGAGAAUAUGCGAAAGUAUCGCAAUCAUACGACUUGGCUCGAAAACGCAACGAAGAACUCGAGGCUACAAUACUGGAUGGAGUUGAAGGCCAAGAUUGAUAUGAUGAGUGAACCAUCACCGCCUCAACCGCCUGAAGACGAUUAA